Messenger RNA from Aspergillus eucalypticola CBS 122712, 917 nucleotides. RefSeq names its product HCNGP domain-containing protein. The transcript is spliced from 3 exons. Gene Ontology annotation, cellular component: nucleus. Gene Ontology annotation, biological process: regulation of DNA-templated transcription. The coding region runs from base 1 to 708 and encodes 235 amino acids. The record is from RefSeq and is a predicted model, not a curated record. Lineage: Eukaryota; Fungi; Ascomycota; Eurotiomycetes; Eurotiales; Aspergillaceae.
AUGCUUGGCUUAGGAGCGUAUGAAAGCAGCAGUGACGAAGAGGUGGAAAAUAAUUUGCCCUCAGUACAUUCGAAGAAGAUCGCAAGCCAGCAAGCGCAGCCACAGGAAGUGACAAAAGCUACAGCAGAAACCGCCAAUGAAGCCACACCAUCGAAAGAGAUACCUGUUCCAAAUACAGACAGGCCUGUUCUUGGGCCGACGCAUGAAGGCUCACAAAAUCCGCAAGAGCAACCAGCCGAACAUUCACAAAUCUUCUCAGCGGACCGAACAUUAAUCCAUGACCUAACACUUCCUCCGAUACCAAAUCUAGACAUCCCACCAUCUCCCCCUGGCUCUCCUAACCCUGCAGCAAAUGCCAAAUUCGCACACUUCUUGACCCUAAAGAAACAGGGCAUGCAUUUUAACGAAAAGCUUGCCGGGUCUACAUCCCUCAAAAACCCCAGUUUACUGAAGAAGAUGAUGGACCAUGCCGGCAUUGAUGAACAAGCACAAUAUCACACAUCUUUACCACCUGAAAUAUGGAAUAUCAGCGAUCUGCCAAGUUGGGGGUAUAAAGAGGAGCUUUUAAAAGCGCAGAGGGAAAUUCAAAAUAGGGCUGAAGAAAAGAAGUCCGCAGGACAAAGGGAUGCUAUCAACUUUGUGCCUGCCACGCCUAGCGAGUUCUCCCGUGCAGGCCCUAUUCCUAGCUCAAGGCCAAAACAAAGGUAAUACACGAUGGAUAGUUCAGAGUGCAAGUAUCACUGUCAAUGACGGCUGGGACAGUAUGAUCAGGCGUACAAUGCUUGGGAAGCAAAGAAAGGCCCUCCGAUCCCAAAGCCUAUGAUAGGAGGCCACUUUGUAAAAGGAAAGUUAUCUGCUGAUGAUAGACUUUCUCUCACGAAAUGACUAUAUAACGUCUAUUUCUAGGGUCAAAUAAC